This is a messenger RNA of Dracunculus medinensis (Guinea worm), 1491 nucleotides long. NCBI's taxonomy places the organism in Eukaryota, Metazoa, Nematoda, Chromadorea, Rhabditida, Dracunculidae. The record is from the annotation of a GenBank genome assembly.
AUGUCAUCCAAUGCUACGCAGCAACACAAGAAACGUUUGAUACCGCUCCGGAAGACGGAUGCGAUGUCAAAUGCAGAACGAUGUAAUGCAAAUAUAAUAGAUGAAAUAUGCAACAAUGGUUCCGAUUGUUUUCAGGUAAUACCGCCUGAUGGGCGAGAUCCAGAUGGUACACCUCUAUUUCUUAGGCUCAAUAUUGGUGGAACGCCGUAUUUGCUCUUGAUACAAGCCCUACUUAAAGCCGAAUCAUCUGGAUUUCUUUCAAAAUUUGUUCAGCUCAGUCACAAGGCCAGAUUAAAAGUUGCUGAUGCUUACAUAUCAAAUGAAGAUUCCUAUUUUUUUCAACGAUCAGCUUCUGCUUUUGAUGCAGUAUUUCAAUAUUAUGCUACUGGCGUAAUCCAUCGUCCUCCCGAAAUCUGCCCUGCAGCAUUUUUGGCAGAAUUGGAAUUUUGGCGGAUUUCUUAUAAAUAUGUAGGUUCAUGUUGUGCAGACAUAGUUCCACGAGAAAAAAGUGAAGAAAAAGAAGAAGAAAAGGUGGACAAUAAAGCUUUCGAUAACCUUAUUUUUGGACAAAUAAGGCGACGAAUGUGGACGUUUUUAGAGAAUCCAGGAUCAUCUGUCCAAGCGAAAUCUUUCGAAUUAUCGUCAACUUUGUUUGUGGCUAUUUCCGUUAUGGGUUUAAGCUUUGGUACUGUGCCGGACUUUCAGGUAGUAACUCAGUAUCUGCCUUCACAUAAUGAAACAGUAAUUUUUCCGAACGGUACUGUAAAAAUGGUUGAAAAAAUAGAGGAAAUUCGAGUCGAACAUCCAGCAUUUGUGUUUACUGAGCGAAUAUGUAUUGCUUUCUUCACUGUUGAAUAUUGCUUACGAUUAUUUGCUGCUCCAAGAAAAUUUCGCUUUGCUUUGAAACCGUUGAAUCUUGUGGAUUUGAUGGCGAUUGUGCCAUUUUAUUUGGAGCUAUUACUAACAUUUUUUGGUGUUGAUGAUAAGAAAUUACGGGAUCUACGAUGGGCCUUCCUAGUUGUUCGAAUUUUGAGGGUACUUCGCGUGAUACGGAUCAUAAAAUUAGGAAGGUUUAGUUCUGGCCUACAAACAUUCGCUAUGACCUUACAACGAAGUCAGAAGCAGUUACAGAUGAUGACAAUUGUUUUACUCACAGGAGUGGUAUUUUUCUCAACUAUGAUCUAUUUUUUAGAAAAGGAUGAGGAUGGAACACCAUUUACAAGUAUACCAGCUGCAUAUUGGUGGUGCAUAGUCACUAUGACCACGGUUGGUUAUGGCGACGCUGUACCAGCAACAACAAUGGGGAAGAUCAUAGCAUCAGCAGCAAUUAUGUGUGGCGUUCUUGUCUUAGCAUUGCCAAUCACAAUAAUUGUUGAUAACUUUAUCAAGGUUGCUCAAGAUGAACAACAGUCUGAACAACAAAAAAUGGAGCAACUUAAACAAGAACAAACCAUUCAGUCGAUAUUAAAACGGGAUAACGAUGAAGUAUGA